Molecule: messenger RNA, 3784 nt
Organism: Limulus polyphemus (Atlantic horseshoe crab)
Lineage: Eukaryota; Metazoa; Arthropoda; Merostomata; Xiphosura; Limulidae
Product: zinc finger MYND domain-containing protein 19-like
Exons: 6
Coding region: 201-923 (240 amino acids)
Source: RefSeq, a predicted model, not a curated record
UGAGUAUGUCACGAGUUUACAGCUGUGUAACGGAAGCCUCAAACACAUGAUUCAAGCUUGAGGCUGUGGCUGUUUUGUGUUUCAUUGUGUUGGAUGGCGGGCUUUAUUCUUAGUCACGGGGUUUAGGCGUCAUUUCUAACCCUGUAAGGUUGCAAUACAGUUGUUAGUUUCUAUAAGCUGUUUUAAAUUUUCUGAUUCAAAUGAAGGACCUUCCAGACUCUCCAGAAUCCUGGAUAUCUGGGGUUAAAUUAGGAAUAGUUCGUCUUGGUCGAGCAGCAGGAAAGAUGAAAUACACCUUACUAGAUGAACGAGAUAUAACUCUAGUCCAAGAAUAUGCCUUUGAGGCAAAGUUGGAAAUUGAUAAAGAUGGGAAUGGUGCUGAAGUACAUGCAUUUGCCUAUGACCUGUUAAGAGGAAAACAUUUUGGAAGAUUUGUUCAAGAUUUACUGUGGGAAAGGCAUUAUGGAGGUGUUGCUCCUGGAUUUAAGGUAGUCCAUAAAAACAGCAUAACUAUGGACAAUAGACUACAAAACUUGUGUUUAGUUCCUAAAAGUUGUCGACUUCCACUGCCACUAGAGACUCAGAGAAAACAUCGAGAACAGUCACUUUACUGGGCAGCCAUUCAACAACUUCCUCCUGAUCAUAUGGUUGAUGAACAUUUUAAUGACCAAAGCUUGAGUAGAAGAUAUUAUAACGCCAAUGGUGAACUUGUAUAUGAAGAAGAGAGCACAUGUUACUAUGAAUGUCACUACCCUCCGUGUACAAACCUUGAACGAGAACCUCGAGAAUUUAGUAUAUGCGGGCGAUGCCAGGAAGCUCGUUACUGUGGGCCAUCAUGUCAGCAAAGAGAUUGGCCAAUUCACAAGAAAUUUUGCAGGAAAAAAUAUCAUUCAGUGUUGAGAGAUCAGCUUCCAGAUCGAUGACCAUUAUCUAGUGGUAGAGAAUUGAAACAUUUUAGAAUUUGUAAUAAAAUAUCAUCUUAGAUACAUUACUGUUCCAGUCAGUGGUCAAAUGUGAUUGGUGAAAUGGUCAGUUGUGAGUUGUGAUUGGUGGAUUUAAUUUCUGUACUCAUAAUGUCGCAAUUUUUUUUUCCACACCUCGUUAAAGUUCAGUUCAAUUUUGGUGUUUUCUUUAAGUAUUUAACUUGAAAAAUUCAAAAUUGAUUGAUAGCAAAAGUGAUAUGAAAUUGUGUAUUAUCUGUAAGGUUUUUUUAGUGUUUUAUCAUUAUACAUUUCAGUGGAUGGACGUGCUUGUUUUCAUUGAAUUAUUUAAAAGAAAGAAUUGAGUUCAGUACCUUAAUCCGAGAAUUACAACUUGGACAUCUAUCGAGUUUUUAUUACUUUAUUAGUGAAUUUUACAUUGAUAUUUUUAUUACUUUCUCUUUUUGAGUGGUGUAAGAAAUAGGUUCAGAUGAAAUUUUUUUAGCAAAGGAAUAAUUGGUGUUUUGGGGAAGUGUAACUGUUUUCAGAAGCUUCCUUGCUUGCCAGAAAACCUGAAUUUAAAACAGAGAAAGUGCUGGUUCUUGUUCAUUGAAUAUUUUAUGGAAACUGUGUAAUACAUGUUAUUAUGAUGUUAUUUAAUGUAUGUGUUAUGGGGGUUUGUGCUAAAUAUAUGUACUUGCGUUCCUUUCUCAAUAUAAGUAUAAUUUGUUCUAUUAAUCAUGACCAGUUUUUUUUACUCAAGCUGUACAUCCAAGAUAAAAGUGUUCACUUAAUGGCUUGCCCCAUUUCUUGACAGUUUUAUAAAAUUGAUAGUAAUUAUACUUAUUAAGGAAUUCUUUUGAAUUUUAUGUGAGUGUUUUUUUAAGUUGUGUAAUUUUUUUCUCCUUAGUAGUUUCUUCUGAAGUACUGUCAUAUAGUAACAUUAGUAAAAUUGUUUGAAAUCAUGAAAGAAACAAAAGUUUACUUUAUACAGAUUGUUAAUCUUAAACGUCAUAAUAGUACGGAAAAACAUGAGUGAUAGUUUACAAUUAACUUUAGUUUUGUUUUUGUAAGGAAGUUUCUACUUUAAUUUUAUUUUAUUACAUUUUUAGACACCAACUCAAUAGAUGGCGCUAUUAACCACAUUAAUGUCCGAUUUUGAGGAAUAUUUUUUGUAGUUCAGAGUGAUUUAAUCUCUUUUACAUUACAAGAUUGAAUUUGUUGCCAACUUUUCUCAUCUAACUACCAUUUCGAUUAAAAGUGUAAAAAAUUGUCUUCGUAGUUUUUGAGUUCUAUAAUAGAAGUACAUGCUUGAAGAAUUAAUGUACGUCAGUCUCAUUUAUUCAGAAUUAAAACCGAGUUUUAUUUUCAUUCGCCGCUCAAGAUUCUGACAAGUUAUAUAAGUUGCAAAAGGUGUAUUAUGGGCACCUUUGCAAAAUUUUUAUUGUAAUAGAUAUCAAUUUAAGUUGUAUUUAAAAUACAAUUUGUACUAACUAUUUAGAAUUUUGGAUUACUAAAUGACGGAUUUUAAAUUUCGAAAAUGAGUACAAUUUUUAAACUUUUUUUAAAACAAAAUAUUAAAGUAUGUCUUUAUGGAGUCAUAUAUUUUUUCACUGUGCAAUGUAACUUGAAAUAUAUUCAACAUUAACAAUAGUUUAGAGAUGCCAGCCAAUGAAUUUAGAAACUAAGGUCUUAACAGAGAGUUUUACCUUGUAUACUUGUUAAAAUUGUUAUUAGAAUACAAGUUAAAUUUUAUAAGUAGAAUUCUUCUAAAUAAUAUAGGGAAAUUCAGAGUUCUUUUUUUUUUCAUGAUAUUUAUAAUUACCAACACGUUUGAAAUACAGAACACAAUUUGGAGUGAAAAUUUGAAAGCACGUGGUUUGUUUAGCUGUUUGUAAAGCGUAAGAAAAAGCCUAAUUUAUGACGGUAAGAACUGUCGGAGCAAUUUGUUUGAUGUGAGAGAAAAAAAUGUUCAAGACCUGUUACUUCACGCUUCUGGUUUCUGUAUAAUUACAUUAAAGCAGUGUAAUUAAAAAUGUUAAUUCUCUCGAAAAUAUCCUUUGGAAUUAUAAACAACUUUGUUGAGUUAUUAUAUUAAGGAUUAUCGCUUGUUUAAUUGAACAUGUGCAUUUAACGUUAUUAGGUAACUACGGAAUGCAAACUUAUAAUGUUGGGUUGUGAAAGAAUUUAAUGAUUAUUUUGUAUUUAACUCGUUCUUAUGUUUAGUUAAUAUGGUUUAGUCUUAAGCUACUUGGAGCUUUGGCAUAUUGGUAAGAAUUCUUGUUGCACUUGGAGGGAUAACAAGCUCUGUGUAUAUAUGAAAAUUGAGUAGGCCUAAUGGCGCCUUAAGAAGCAAAGCAUGGAACAUAAGGAUAAAAUUUCUAAACAGAAGGCUCAACAGACUGUAUUUAUUCAUCUAUACGAAGUAAUAACAACGCAUAAUAUUUUGUAAAUAUGGUCAUUAUGUUUUCUGUGAAAUCUUAAUUUUUGUCAUAUGCAUUCCACUGAAUAUUUAUUACCUUGGUUUUUUAGAUUUGUAAUAACAUUAGAAAAUUGUUCAAUUCAAGUAGACUUGGUUUUCCUGGUUUAUUGGACGUCAACACUAAUUUGUUAUGGCUUUGAGUUUUAGUUAAAAUAUCAACCUUUUCGUUUUGUUGCUGAGUGGUUAUUGUAGGACAAAAAUUAAAUCUACGUUGUCUUUUUAUGUUUGUGAAACAUGUUCUUCAUGUGUACUACCGUUAAUUUAGUAACACCUUUUAGCACACUGUGUGUAGCAGUAUUAUGAUAAUAGAUUAAUUCUUUUGAAUUUUUUUCUGUCCUAGCUGAUGUUUAAUUGAUUCUAAUAAAUUUUUAAGAGAAGUUUA